AGAACCUCGCUUCAAAUGAUCCGGAACCACGUUCGACGGACCUGCGGUAACCUAAGCCCAAGAAACAACAAUCGCAAUGGCUAAUUUUCCCAAUUUGCGCCGCCUGUUCAUUGAGGCGAGGACCGACGACGAAGAGCGGGACAUCUCUCGGAGGGCUUUCUACAAUGCUGUUCUUUUUCUAGGCUCAGUCGCCGUCUUUAGCUUGAUUGCCCAAAGAAUCAAUGCACGAUCUUGAUCACGGUUUAUAAAGCUUGGGACCUGAAGCAGUGUGCACUCUCGGCUUUGAUCUCAUUUCUGUCACACAUAUCGCGCCUUCUUCCGCAGGCAGUUCGCAGCCGACUCGACUCCCACAUAGACGGCAUGCACUUGGUCACUGCCUUCGUCUCCAUGGAAGCAGGCCAACGGCAAACAAAAAGACGUGGUGCUGUCCAAUGAUCGUCUAGAUCAUGGUUGGUUAAAGACCAAAAAAGCGUCACCUCAGGGCAGCGCGUUAACCACUCCGCCAAAGUGACUUGUGUGGAGCUG
This is a messenger RNA of Thermothelomyces thermophilus ATCC 42464, 525 nucleotides long. RefSeq lists its product as uncharacterized. Gene Ontology annotation, biological process: outer mitochondrial membrane organization. Lineage: Eukaryota; Fungi; Ascomycota; Sordariomycetes; Sordariales; Chaetomiaceae. The record is from RefSeq and is a predicted model, not a curated record. The coding region runs from base 77 to 235 and encodes 52 amino acids. The transcript has 4 exons.